CGCGCCGCGCCGGGUCCGAGCCGAGCCGAGCCUCUGUGGUGGUUGUGCCAGUCAGCAGGCAACCGCUCAACGGGUAGGCGGGGGCUCUGCCGUUGCGCGGGGCCGCGAGCAGCACUGCCCUCCCACUCGACAACAUGCAACACUGUGGCAUCUGUUCUGUGCUCGCUGAACUCUUUAGGCGAAUUAUGUGCAUUAACAGACGAGGAAGCGGUGACACCUAUAAUCCAGAUUCUGGAGAUGAUGAUAGCGGACGAGGAGUGGUCACAAUCAAACACACAGAAGAUCACGGGAUCGUCAUUCAUGUUGUUGAUCCUGUUGCCCCAACUACCCGCAAUCGUAAGCUGUCCGACUCCGAUUGGCUUCUCUUGGAGACGUUGGACAAACGAUGUCAGCGACCUUUGUACACUAGAAGGUUUCUUACAAUGCAUAAAAGACGUCGGAAAAAGCUCACUACUCGCCUUCUGACGCUAGAGCCAGCCUUGCUGGACGAUAUCCAACACGGACAGGUGCAGUGUGUACUGGAUCGUGUUUGGCAAUGGCCAUUCAAUGCUUUCACAUUGGAUACUGUCACAGGCGGGCGUUCACUGCCAGUUUUAUGUGUUCAUUUGUUUCAUUGGUAUGGACUAUUGGACCAUUUCAAUCUGGAUGUUGUUAGAGUGUGGAAAUUGUUUACCUUAGUAGAAGAAGGCUACCAUAGUACAAAUCCUUAUCACAAUUCGAUCCAUGCUACUGAUGUGACACAAGCAAUGCAUUGCUUUCUGCAAGAAGACAAGAUUCAGAAGCAUUUGACUCCUUUGGAAAUUAUGUCAUCAUUAAUCGCAGCUGUAACACAUGAUCUGGAUCAUCCUGGUGUAAACCAACCAUUUCUUAUUGCUACAUCAAAUCAUUUGGCAGCUCUAUAUGAGAAUACUUCUGUUCUUGAGAAUCACCACUGGCGUUCUGCCAUAGGUUGUUUAUUGGAAAGUCGUGUGGCUGAACAACUAGGGCCAAGCAAAUGUGAACUGGAGCACCAGAUCAGUUCUUUGAUCUUGGCUACAGACAUAACUCGUCAACAAGAAUUUUUAACACGCUUCAAGCGCUAUCUAGAUCAAAGCCUUCUUGAUAUGCACAGAGUCAAUGAUCGGCAUUUUAUUCUUCAAAUUGCCUUGAAGUGUGCUGAUAUUUCAAACCCAUGCCGACCCUGGGAUGUGAGUCGAAAAUGGAGUCAGAAAGUAUGUGAAGAGUUCUUCCGACAAGGAGAUUAUGAAAGACAAUUGAACUUACCUGUUACUUCCCUUUGUGAUCGCCAAACAACAUCAGUACCAAAAAUUCAAGCAGGAUUUUUCCGAUUUGUUGUCUCUCCAUUAUUUGAGGAAUGGCACAGAUUUUUAGGAACAAAGUUAUCUCAUCUAAUGAUGAAACAUUUACGUGGAAAUCAAGGAAAAUGGGAAGCUAUGGUUGAAAAAGAACUGGCUGAAGAAACACAUACAGAAGUUUCUGAUGCUGAUGUUUUGGAUGAGGAAGUUGAAUGCAAUUCAGAAGAAGAAGCUCAAGAUUUCGUUACUGGAAGUGUGGAAAUGUUAAUACCUAACUUACCAUCUCACCAGGCAACUGCUGCAAGCAGUGAUGAUAAAUAUAUACGGAAAAUAGGGAGACGGCAUUCAGUUCCCCUGAGUGUUCCACGACCUCCUCCAUUUGCCCAGACAAUCAUUCGUCGAGAAAGUCUGCCAGUUGGCGACAGUAAAUCAAAGAGAUCAUCUCCAACAAGUAAUCUUACUUUAGAAACAAGACCAGAGCGCAAAGAACAUGGCAGUUCACUUUCUCUUGUGUCGUCAUGUAGUGGUAGUGGUUUGCAGCAUUCUUCCGGUAGACGCAGCAAGCAAGAGAAUCGACCUGUCAGUACAGAAAAUCUUCUUCCAGAACCCAGUAUAGCAUCCAUUACAACAAGUGUAGAAGCUAGUCGUCUCUCCUCAGUGUUACAUGGAGCAAGUAGUAGCGUAUCUCGAUCAGUAUUAGCCCCAUCAACGUUGGGCCCUGCCCGAUUUCUCACCAGGCAACAGACAUUUCCUCCCCUUCAGCAAUAUGUGCGUAUUCGUUAUAUGUCUACAACUGCUGAAAUGGCUAAUUGCUCAGAACCUUUGACAGGAAUUGGCAGUUACUCCAACUCAUCUACCUCUUCUCAUGUUGACUUUGUCAGUAAUGUUCCAUCUCGUAGAGCAUCAGAAGCAAUGGCUGACUCUCAAAGUAGCCCUGAAAGUACUGGAGGAUGUAAAAAUGGAUGUGGUACUCCUACAGGUCGGCCAAGAGCUCUUCAACACAAUAACAGGACUAGUGUUGAACAGCUAUUCCAGUGCACAAGUGGAUGCAGUGUUGAAAGUGAUAGGGACACAAGUUUAAGAUUUAUGUGCAAAAAAGAACAAACUGAUCAAACUGAAUUACUUCGUGAUAAAAGUUCCAAUGGCUCCAAGAUUUGUGACACAACAUUGCUACAACAGAUCACAAGUGGUAAAGUGAUGACUAGUGAUGACUAUGGCAAAGAAAAUGUUGAUCCAAGGAAUUCUGGUAGUGAUGUGGACCAAGAUAUAAACAUUAGUGGUAGCAAAAAUAGUAUAUUACGGAGAAAUUCACAUCAGGGUCUGGUGCAGAGACGAGGCUCUGCUCCAGUUGGAUUGCUCAGUCGCUCAGAUGAUAAUUCUGGGCCUACCACGUUUCCUCUGAGAGGAGAAGGAGACCGCUUCCUAAGGAGAGUACAUACAGUUAAAUUAUAUGGUAAGUGUAUUGUUAAGUAUUAUUGUACCCAAAAGACAUAGAGAUGGUGGUGAUAAUCGUUCAAAUGAUUCAGGUGUUGGUAGACAAAAUUUGUUGGCUAUCAAUCUGCGAAUGCCCGAGUGUUGUUUGCCUUCUGCCAGCACCCAUCAUCGUUAUGUGCAAGCAAGACGAGGCUCUGCACCUGUAGAGUCAAGUCUCGAGUUCUGCAGGUUGGAUGCAAACAGCAAUUCACGGAAUGUGAAUAAUGGACAUGUCCGAAAUAACAAGAAAGUUUUGUGUAGACACAAUUCUGGGGGUUCUUGAAGAGUAUAACCCUUCUAAAAGAAAGAUACAUGGUGAAAUUUUUAUCAUUAACCAUUCUUCACCACAAAGAACUUUGAGAUCAUGAGAGUCUGAAAUUAAUUCUUAAUAUCACGUUCUCUACAAGUUUCAUGUGGAGAUGCUCAAUAUAGAUUUAACUAGGAGUAUCUACAUCACAUAAUAUGUCUCUUAGGAUAUCAAACACUGGACUAUUAUCUUAUAAACAAUCAAAAAAAUUACCAUGAGCAAAAAAUAAGCCUUGAAAUAUUUUCAACACUGGAAUACGUACAAAUUUUUAAUUGUUCACAAAAUAUAGAAAAUAGUCAUUUCAACAUUUUUCCUUGCCGUAAUGUCUUCAUAGUUAUCACUGUGGUAGUAAGUUUGUUUCUUAUGGAUUAAGGAGAGAAGACAAAAUAUAGCAAAUGAUUUCUGUUCUGUUUCUAGCAGUUAACAUGUUGAUAAAACUCAUUGAAAAGACAAGAUUACAAAUUAGUCUGGUUUCUUCAAAAAAAUAUGUAGAAGAGAAAAACUAAGAUCAUGUAGUUUUAGCAGCACUAAAAACAAGUUGAUAGGUAUUUGGGAUUUAUUGUCAAAAUCAUUUUUGCCAUUACCUGAAUUUGUGUUUAUUAUUGAAGUUUGGGAAAACACUAUUUCAGAAGAGACUGAACAUACAUAUAAAGGAAUGCAAUUUCCUUGUUUAAUAUAUUACAAUACAUGACACUUUGUAUGUGUGCGUGUGUAUGUGUGUGUGGGUGUAUAAUGUAUAGUAAUUACUAUUGGGAAAAGUGUGUUUUCCCCAUAAGACCAGAAAAUGUAAAACUGUAAAUAAGUAUAUGCAUAGAUUUCACUGACCUGAAAGUAAAUGUGUACACUCGAAAAAUACAUACAAAUACCAACCAUAAUUUUACAUUGCGGUUAUAAAUAACUUCCCAUUUUAUUUCUGAACAGCCUGUUUGAUAACAGGCACCACUUUUAAAUUUCCAGUGACAUUUGUUGUUUUGAUUGUUCAUAAUGCAUAAUUGUCUCUAAAUUAAACAUUUUGUUUUGAGUCAAAAUUCAAUUAUUAAGGCUGUGUAAUAACUUGAAUGAAAAUUAAAUCCUAGUAUGCAUUUCACAGAAUUAAAUAUGAAAUAUUAGAGAAGAGAGACUUUUUCAAGGUAAGGGAAGUGGACUGCUCAAGUAAGCGAGCAAGUCAUAAUGGAUAUCUUUAUUAAUUUCUUAUAAAACAUUAAUAUUUUUUAAAAUUGUUAUAAUUUCUUCUAGAUGGGAAUUAAAAAUAAGUAAAUGAUUCAUGUAUGGUAUUCAAAAUGAUUGUAAAGUGAGAUAAAGCAUUGUAACUAUGAGAAAAUUCAUUACUUAAAAAACAAAAAACAAAACAUGAGUAGGUUGAUCAAAAUCUAUUUUGAACACAGAUUCUAUGAUUUUUCAUUUCUAAUAUUUGUUGGUAAGUAUUGAAAUAAAUUUAUGUUUUUUCACAUAAAUCAUUUCUAUCGAAAGCAUCAGUGGUACAACUCUGAAGUUCUGUAUUUAGAAGAAUAGUUCAACCAACUUAUAUGUUCACCCAAAGGCGUCCAAUGACUGUUCAAAAUCAAAAAUGAAAAAAUAAGGUUCAUUGUUUUCCAGAUAUUUUUGUAUUCCAAUAUAUAUCUAUAUUCCUAAAAUGAAUUUGCACUGCAAUUUAAAUAGAAAGAACGAGUUAAUAGCUAUGUAAAUUCAAAACAUACACUUUAACCUCCUUUCCAAAUAAUUCUACUACAGUUUUAUUAAUGUUGAUGAUUGGUAUGCAUAUAUGGUAAAACAUGCUAUAAUAUAUGUUGUGUAUUAUUAACUUCAGUGUAAAGCAGAUGUAAUAUGCUCAAUUUCUUGAGUACCAUUCUUCAUGUGAAGUGUGUAUGUGUGUGUAUGUGGCAGGGGGGUCAUAUGAGUAAUCCAAAAAUAACAUGUAAUUGUGUAUUUAUUGUGUAAAUGUAAAUUUAAAUGGUUGCUAUGCCUCACUAUAUCACCUGCAAUAAUUGUAUCAAAUGUCAAGAAGCAGAUACGUGAGAAGGAAGAUAUAAAAUAAACUAUUUUACCACUGGUAUUACAAGUUUUCCUCAGUUCUGUGAGGAGUGCAUCAGAGCAAUUUAAAAUAUCAUGUUUUGAUGGACUAACUGUAAAUUUUCUAAAGGUCAAAUCUUUUGAAUAUUCUAACUGAUGUCUUUGAACACUAUUAUUCAAUUCAAUAAGGUGCUUAUUAUCAAUAUCUAAUGCUAAUCAUUGUAUUCCUGAAUCCUAUCUCUGCAAAUAUGACAAAAACAUUAACAUCUAUGAGUUUUUACCUUUCCAUCCGAAAAGGACAUAAUUUGAACCUAAGUGGAAAAAAUGUUAAUACUAUUUUCAUUAAAUAAACCAAGUCUACUAUAACAUUUCCAAAAUUAUGGUGAUUGUAAUUUGGUUGGAAGUAAUUGGGACUUUAUAUUUUUAUUAAAUAGAAACAAAUAUUAAAUUCACACAUACAUUCAAAGUGAAACACUUAUGAUUAAUUCUGAACUGAUUGUUUUCUUUCGAAGAGGGGGAAACACAAAACUUUCAGAAUGGAAAGAACUAAUAUCUUUCAUAUACAUGUUUUAUAAACUAUUCAUGAAUGUACAUUUUAAUUUCAAUACUGCAAGUUUUUAACUCUGAGGAGUGAAAUAAUAUUAUCAUAAAAAAACAAGAUACUGAACAAUUUUUUCAAAUGUAAUGUUUCAAAUUGUAGAGCAAUUAGUUGUCUUCUCAAAAUAAGGUAAAGUUGAAGAUAAUAAAUUUUGUGACUUUACAUGAAAUACUUGAGGUAAAGCAC
Messenger RNA from Gryllus bimaculatus (two-spotted cricket), 5869 nucleotides. The record is from the annotation of a GenBank genome assembly. NCBI's taxonomy places the organism in Eukaryota, Metazoa, Arthropoda, Insecta, Orthoptera, Gryllidae.